AGGCUUGACUGGCUUUAAGCUGUACCAUCUUUCUGGAAACAGCAGCUGCUUGCAUUUGCAGUUUUAUGGAUGUCAACCAAGCAAGAUAAACGAGCAGGAAAAUGAAGACUAUGUUGCCUUUCUUAUCAUUAAAUGGCAAAAGAGAGGAGACUCUGAAAACACAUUAUUCUUGACAAUACCGUGCAACCACGGAGAAAAACGUUAUAAAAAAACCUUUGGUAUGAAACGCAGCUGAUAAUAGGCUAUGCUGCAGUUCAUCUCUGCACUCAUACUCGUUUCGUCGGAAAUGGGAGCACUGUUCAAAUAUUCGCAGGUGGUUUUUAAAUUUUGUUAUAUCGUCUCUUCGUUUACCUGUGCGUGCACCUAUACUCUCGAAUUCAAAAUCUAAUGAAUCCCUUUGGAUACCCAGCAUGUCUUCAAGGAAGAUUUCAUCGGAAUCAUUUAGCUCAAUGGGAUCUGACUAUCUGGAGAGCCCCGACGACGGAGAGUGUCCCUUCUCGCGGGUAUUCUGGAAUGGGAAGAGCCCAGUGGAGUCCCUCUCUUGUCCGUUUGAAGACGUUGGGAUAAAGCGAACGACGAGGCGAAAACGCGUGAACCUGGACUCGCUCGGGGAGAGCUUGAGGAGGCUCACGUCUCCGACGACUCAGACCAUACAGCUUGCUCUGCAGAGAACCGUGGAGGUAUACAAACAGAGGGAGAUCAGACGUAACGAAGAUGGGAAAGGCGAGAAAGGAGUGUCUGAAAGAUGUCCCUACUUGGAUUAUUCAGGCUCUGAAGAGGAAGCGGAUAUCUCAGGAAUUCUACAGUACUCUGCCACGCUACUUGGGGUGCGGUUCGAGGAGCUGCGCGAGAGCUUCGGGGAGGAGCUCUUCGGCCUGUGCUUCGAGGAGAACGAGCGGGUCCUGCGGGCGGUCGGCAGCAACCUGCAGGACUUCUUCAACGGCUUCGACGCCCUGCUGGAGCACCUGCGCGCAUCGUGCGGCCGGCGGGUCUCCGCGGAGUCGCCCUCCUUUCUAUGCAAAGACGCCCCUGAGGAGGGGGGCCUGCUGCUGCUCUACUCCCACCCCACGCCCGCCGUCGGGCUGGCCAUGCCCGGCCUGAUCCGGGCCGCCGCCCGCCGGAUCUACCACAUGGAGGUGGAGGUGCAGGAGGCCUCGCCCGCGGGGGACUCAUCUUCCUCCUCCUCCACCUGCCCCUCCUCCUCCUCCUCCUGCCUGUCCUUCCUCAUCAAGGUGACCCGGCCCUCCGCCAGCCCCAAGCCCCUGCCCCUCAAGCUGUCCUGCUCCCCGCCCGACCUGCGCAUCGGCCUGAGCACCUUCUGCCGGGCCUUCCCCUUCCACCUGGUCCUGGACCCCGGCAUGGCCAUCCUGCAGCUGGGAGAGGGCCUCCGCAAGCAGGCCAAGUGCGAGCCCCACCGGACCCUUAACUUCCGCGACUGCUUCGAGAUCGUCUCUCCCCGCAUCGCCUGCUCCUUCCAGGCCAUCCUGCUCCGACUCUCCACGCCCUUCACGAUACGCACCAGGCCAGACAACACGGGCCUGGACACCAAGGAGAAAGUAAUGGAGAUAAAGGGCCAGAUGAUCCACGUCCCAGAGUCCAACUCCAUCAUGUUCCUGGGCUCCCCGCGGGUGGACAAGCUGGAGGAGCUGAUGGGGCGGGGCCUGCACCUGUCGGACAUCCCCAUCCACGACGCCACGCGGGACGUGAUCCUGGUGGGCGAGCAGGCCAAGGCGCAGGACGGGCUGAAGAAGCGCAUGGACAAGCUGAAGGCCACGCUGGAGCGUACGCACCAGGCGCUGGAGGAGGAGAAGAAGCGCACCGUGGACCUGCUCUACUCCAUCUUCCCCGGCGACGUGGCCCAGCAGCUGUGGCAGGGCGAGGUGGUGCAGGCGCGUAAGUUCGAGGACGUCACCAUGCUCUUCUCCGACAUAGUGGGCUUCACGGCCGUCUGCGCCCAGUGCACGCCCAUGCAGGUCAUCAGCAUGCUGAACGAGCUCUACACGCGCUUCGACUACCAAUGCGGCGUCCUCGACGUCUACAAGAUUGAAACGAUAGGCGACGCCUACUGUGUGGCGGGCGGUUUGCACAGGAAGAGUGACAGCCACGCCAAGCCAAUCGCACUCAUGGCCCUGAAGAUGAUGCAGCUCUCCGAGGAGGUGCUUACACCUGAUGGGAAACCAAUCAAGGUGAGCAGACUUUCCACCAUUUUUUCUCUAGUCGUUUCGGUCAGCAAAAUUUGUACUCAAACCAGCUCCCCUACUCAUCUCUCUCUCUCCCCCUUCCCUCCCUGCCAGCUUCGGAUUGGGAUUCACUCUGGAUCCGUCUUGGCUGGAGUCGUCGGGGUCAAGAUGCCGCGGUACUGCCUGUUUGGGAACAACGUAACCCUGGCUAGCAAGUUCGAGUCUGGGAGCCACCCGCGGCGCAUCAAUGUCAGCCCCAGCACGCACCAGUUGCUGCACGACGACCGGGCCUUCAGCUUCAUCCCGCGAUCCCGCCAGGAGCUGCCUGACAACUUUCCCAAGGAGAUCCCGGGAAUCUGCUAUUUCCUGGAGGCGGGAAACUCCCAAAGCCAUGGGUCCCUGGCCAGCAGCCGGUCCAGCUCGACCGCUCCCAUCCGGAAGGUCUCCUACAGCAUCGGCACCAUGUUCCUCCGGGAGACCAGCUUAUGAGACAGACAGCCAGCCUCGCCAACCAUCAGGGGGGCCAUCACGCCUGGCCUUCCCUGGGCAAGCCACUACUGUCAGAGACAGUAAGCAGCUAGCAGGUAGUCUGAACAGUGGGGAAGGGAGAACGAAUGAACAUGUAGAAGUUACAGGAGAAAACAACAACAAUAACAAAAAUGAAGCCUUCUGCCCUACAAACGUGUCAAACUCCAUCUGAGUACUUCACUCACCGCAUAGCAGUUGUAAAAUAUUAUUUGCAUAAUUUGGUGCCUUCUAACCCUCUACAGCGGGAGUGGUCAGGGGGAUUCUUCAAGCACACCCCCUCGCCUCUGGUCCUGCUGUCUGUCCAGGCUGCCUGUCUGUCCAGGCUGUCUGCCUGUUUAUCGCCUCCACUUGUUUAUUUAUUUUAUUAUUUUGGGGUGGAGCUACAGGGGGGAAUUUGAAUCGCAUGGGGUCAGCUUAAAAUGUUCAGCUUUUUUGUUUGUUGGUUUAUUUGUUUUUUUUGUUUGUUCCCAUGGUUCCUUUAAGCGUGGCAUUGGGUGUGGCCCAUAGAAACUCAAGAAAGGCCAGUAUUAGUAGGGACAUAAGCCAAAUCCAAUGGCAAAUUUACCCGCCCUGUGUGACGUUGUAAUGUUAAGGGGAUUGAAUUGUAAACCUCUGGACAGGAACAGUUUGUGCCAUUACUGUUUGCCGUGCCUGAGAUUGAAUAAACCCCAGCGGCCCUGGUGAAAUGAUAUUACAGCGUAAAAAACAACUGUGCCAUUUGUGUCUAAACAAUAUUAGCAUCUCUGUUGCUUUGCCACAGGCCGUGAUUCCCGCGGCUACUGCCACUCGCCCCACAUAGAAAUCCCCCUCGGUUUCUGGGACAAACCCACCCCAGAGAUCCAAUUAAACGGAUCUUUUCCCUUUAUUUUAGCUACAGUAUGCAGUAGCUGUAUGCACUCUGCAAAAUUGCUUUUUGAACUUUGUAGAAAAGGCUGCUGAAACAUUGUGAAGCCCUAAUUGAUCCUCCCUUUUCACUGUAAUGAAUGGGACUACAUGUGCCUGGUGUUACUGCGUGAGAACCAAUGCAUUUUCUACACUUACCUGAAGUGUCAAUAUCUAUGAGACUGAUACCGAGAGACAGAGUCAUAGAUCUUUUGGUCAAGAUCGAUGCAUUUCUUUCAGGAGGUUAUGAGCUGCAGGAGGAAAAGUGGAAGUUAUUGUUUUCUGACAUAUUUAUUAUUAUUUGUAGUUGAGGUUAAUAUGUCUCAUCCGGUGGGAUUUGUGCUUUAUUUGUUCAGGAUUGGAUUUCUUCAAGAUGGCAUUGAAGGUCAGGUUCAGAAAGCACAAUGCUAUUUCACAUUCUACCCCACGAUACCUGCACCUCAAAAUAUCCUACACAUUCAUCCCAUUGAGUGAUACUCCAAGCCAGAUUACGCAACCAGGCUAUUCCUGUCUCCAUGGUAUGCAUCAUAAGACUGAAUGUAUUUUACUUUUCUAAUCUAAACCACUUUUCUCCUUGUCAUGACUGCAGAUAUACAUAAAUGAACAAAUUAAUACAAUUUUAUUCCUCAUAAUGACACAGACUAUCUCUCUAGCAAGAAGUAUUCAGAAAUUGAGAAAAUUAGAGCUCAUUAGGUUUAUGGCCCUUACAGCUAAUGUACUGACAGAAAAAAUAUUGGAGUCCUUAAAAACUUUGAAUACAAAAUCUAUCUAUAAUAAUCUCAUUUUUCCUGGAGAUAUCAUGUUAGCGAUAAGAGAACCCCAUGCUGUUCCACAGAUGACACAGAGACACACUUGAAAAACUGAAGUCACUGCAACAUGAUGUUCAAAAUCUCACAUUUUACUUGGUUUUUCAUCGUAUCAACAGACAUGAAAACUGAUUAGAGAGAGCUAUGCCUUCAACAUAAUUUCCUGGAUUUGCAAUGAUGCGAUUAAAAAAAGGCCUUAAUUGUCGAUUAAGUCAAAGCAUAUCAACGAGGAAUGAGGAGAACAGUAUUAGACAUUAUACAGUAAAAAAUAUGGAAGAUUGAAUUAAAACAAACAUUUGAGGCAUCACCUAAACACUGUUCAACAGCCAAACUUUUUAGUACCAAUAUAAAACAACAACAAAUAAUAGAAACAGUAUCCUGUGCCUGUUUUGGUCCCAACACUUUCAGUGUAGGUCAGUGUAGCAUUGCACACAAGCAGAAGCAGACAGCAGUUACUUUUGGCUUGACGUUCUGACUUCUGACUAUCAUUUGGCUUACAUUUUUGACUGUACUGGUUUAUAUAUCUAUAUGUUUAUUAUCAAUCAUAAAUAAAUAAUGAUGUCAUAUCUAUAGCAGCAAUAUGAAAAAGCUUACUGCUGUGUAGAUCUUUGUCCCUCUGUCAGAGAUGGAGACAUGCUGUAAAAUAACAUUGUACAAUAUGACAUUUGUAUACUGUACCAUCUGAAGUUUUAAGCAAUAAGUGAUAAUGUGAUAAGCGACAAAGAAUAUACCAUAUGUAUCCUUUAAUUACUUGCAUUCUCUCCUGUUCCUUGAUGAUAGCUCAAUGGAAAUAAUAUGAAUGUGUGUGUAUUAUUUAGCUGCGUAAUUCCCCCCCUGCUAGAGUGUGCAAUGUGGAAAAGAGGAAAAGUUUGUCAGCAACAGGCAGCCACUAGCUACACUUGUGUUCCACUUGAGCUGAACAAACAAUGGAAAUGCCAAUGUGAAGUCCAGUAAUAGGGUGUUGGGCCAGCAUGUGUGACCAGUACAGCCUACAUGCGAUGUGGAUUAGCGUCUUCUAGCAUGUUGUAUCCUGCUGAAGGAAUAUGUCACCCUAACCCUAACUCUUCUGCAGGGAAGUCGAUCAACUCAUGCUUAGUUGAUGGCAGUGUGUAACAAGGAUACCUUAGCAUAUACUGUGUUAUAAAUGGUUGACUGUGAUUGGAUCUGGUGAAUGAGAUGGUGGUCACAUGGAUAGCAACAGUGUCAUGCUCACAAAACUACUGGAUGACAACUGUACUCUGUGAAUGCAGGCAUUUUCCCUGCAGGAAGGAAAUGACCAUAAGGCUUGCCUGGCAUCACACUUGCCUGUCAGGGUCUGGAGGCACCCAUGCCAAGAAAAUGAGCUCUACAACUUUACAAACCACCAGAACUUGUCACAGUUUGAAUGCACUCAUGUUGUCAGUCAUGGUCCACCGCCCAUACAUUAAGCAUGUUAACAUUCUGAACACAACCUACUGUGGUUCUAGAUGAUCUGUAGAAAAAUAAAGCAAUCACUUUAACUAUGCUGCAUAUUUGCAAGAAUGAGUCUUUACUGGUUAAAACCCACAUUUAGUCCAAUAAUAUUUUUCUAUAGCUUGUAAUAAAGCUAACAUCACAUUUUCUUUUUGUUGUUGAUUAACAAAAUAAUGAGUUAGUGAUGAAAAGUGCAUAAAAAUAAUACUGAUAAAAUACUGUCAGUGAGUGACUUUAUUAGGUAGAUCUGUACACCAGCUUGUUAAUGCAAAUAUUUAAUCAGCCAAUCAUGUGGCAGCGACUAAAUGCAUAAAAAACAUGCAGAUAUGGUCAAGAGGUUCAGCUGUUUUUCACACAAAAUGUCAGAAUGCUGACAGGAAGGUGACAGUAAAGCAAAUAACCACACAUUACAACAAUGGUAUGCAGAAGAGCAUCUCUGAUCACACAACAUGUCAAACCUCUAAGUGGAGAGCAGCAGAAGACUUCAUAAGUCUAAUAAUGACCAAAUAAAGUGUUCACUGAGUGUAUAAACACUUACAUUUAAAAAUUAAAUUUUCUUUGCCCCUUAAAAAUUGAACACAUAUUUUAAAUACUAUUGUUUAAGAAUUAAUUACUUAUGAUUAUGCAAUUAAUUAUUCUAAUUUACUGAGAAUAAUGUGUAUAUUAAUAUAUUUUAAUACUAUUAAGUAAAAAUACAUAAAUUAUAACUAUUUGUAUUUGUGCUUUGCCCGUGAAAAUCAGAUUUAAUCUGGGCCUAAAUGCAGGAUUCAAUGAAACCACAAUCAUCGUUUUAACAGAAAACCAAAUAAAUCCAAAUAAAUAAAUAAAUAAAUCCUGUUAGAUUUAGUACUAUAUUAUGAAAAUCCACCUGAGUAUAAUUGAAUUGCAUUUCCCCUAAAGACAUCUUGACCAUUAUCGCUAAAGACGAUCGGUUUACCCCAUAGGACCUCAUGCUGCUCUGUGUUGUGCAUCUGUUCAGUGUGUCAUAAACUGUAUGACAUCACAAAAUCUGCAUUUCUGUCCAGUUCACUGGUGACUUCCAGUGUGGCACUCUCACGCCUGUCCUCUAUGAAAGGUUUAGAGGCUCCAUAUGCAUUUGUUACACCAUUCACUGUAUGAAAUAGUUUGUUCUUUGUCAUCAAUAGACUCCUUUUAUGCGGGUUGAGAUGCUAAAAAUAUUGAAACUGAACAUUCCAGAAAAUGUGUUAUCUGUGCCACCUAGCUAUUGGUCCUACCCGCAGAAUUAAUGUAGACUUACUGUUUUCUGUCAGCCAUUAAGUGUCACUACACCUGUGAUAUUUCUGUGUCAUAGGCACCUUAUGAAAAGUGAUAUCAAAUUCUGAUUAAGGAAUAUUUUAUGUCAUGGAUUACAGUAUUAAUACAGGUAUAGCAUUUAUCUGCACUUUCACAUGCAAUUCCAUGCAUAUACGUAUUAUGGACUGUACAAACAUAUGAAUUACAAUACAGACCACAUGUAUGGAAUGUCUGGAAGUGAUCAUAGCUAGUUCCUUGUUAUACCAUGUAUAAAAUAAUUUUUGUAGGGGUACCAUGGCGCAUGGAAGGGAUCUUGUUUGUCAUGAACCAGGUGAUGAACCAGGAAAUAAUAUGUAGGACCAAAUCUUAUUCCAGUAAUUCAGCAUUGUUAUUUUGGUAUGUAUGUGACAGUUUAAAGGGAAAAAGUGUAUUUGUUUGCCAAGUCUUAUUCUUUGGUGGCGGCUCCAAACAUUAUUUUAAUUUUCACAACAGGAGUUCUGAACCAAAUGACUUCAAAUGUGUAAAUUGUAAUGUAAUUAAGUACAGCCAUGUAGAAAUACCAUGCCUGUAUGAAAUAUGUACAAUUUAGAUAUAUUUCAUACUAUAUUGUAGAGGAAAUAUUAUACAGUAAAUAUAUGUCUGUUGUACUUCUUGGAGGAAAGAUCUCCAGUUUAUCUGAGCAAUUUUCCAAACUGCACACAUUCAUGUUUUUUCCUUUCUAUUUAUCUGUUUCUCAUGUAUCUCUGUCCAGACAUCUACAGAUUCCCCCUUUCAUGUAAGACAAUUGUGUGAACAGUAAAGCUGUAUUCUUCAAACGGUCAAACGGCGGUUUGAACAGACGGGAUAUAGUACCGUACAUUCAUGCAACCACGUAUGCUUACUAAGUGUAAAUAAAAAUCACCCAAUAUGUUUAAUAAAAUAAA
Messenger RNA from Conger conger (European conger), 8025 nucleotides. It is a transcript of the gene gucy1a2, whose product is annotated as guanylate cyclase 1, soluble, alpha 2. The record is from RefSeq and is a predicted model, not a curated record. Gene Ontology annotation, cellular component: guanylate cyclase complex, soluble. The transcript is spliced from 9 exons. Lineage: Eukaryota; Metazoa; Chordata; Actinopteri; Anguilliformes; Congridae. Bases 411 to 2669 code for a protein of 752 amino acids. Gene Ontology annotation, molecular function: heme binding; guanylate cyclase activity. Gene Ontology annotation, biological process: cGMP biosynthetic process; response to oxygen levels.